AUGGCGCGGGUUCCGUGGACGCUGCUCCUCUUAUGCAUCACCGUGUACAGCCCUCUACGUGCGCACAUCACCCGCCCCGGCAUGAAAGUGGGCGUCAUCGGCAUUGGCGGGCUGGGCCAUCUCGCUUUACAGAUCGCGCGGGCCAUGGGGGCACACGUGACUGCCUUCUCCACCUCGCCCAGCAAGGAGGAGGAGGCCAAGAGAAUGGGCGCGCAGCAGUUUGUGGUGUAUGACGCCCAGGCUGCGCCAGGAAAGGGACAUCCAGAGGUGCCCAAGAGCGCGCACGUGGAUGUGCUGGUGAACUGCGCGCCUGUGCUACCUCCUCAAGGCGAUUACAGGAACUUCAUGAGCCUCCUGGGGCCCGAUGGCACACUUCUCCUGACCGGGAUUCCACCAGAUGCUGUCGGGCAGGUGGGCCUGCUGGAUCUGAUUUUCGGGCAGAAAAAACUUGCAGGAUCGGUGGUGGGCGGGCGGAUGCUGUUGAAAGAAAUGUUUGACUUCUGCGCUGCUAACAGCAUCAAGCCCGUGACUGUGGGUGUGGGGGGGAGAGUGUUGGUGGGUGUGAGUAGCAUUGUUCGUGUGAACAGAGCUGCUUGUGCAGACCCGCCCGCUGUUGCAGCUGAACGAGGCUAUGGAUUAGGUGGAAGCUAUUCCUCGCUCACAAACUCACCAUCCCUCCCAUCAUUGCCGCUCACCUACCUUUCAUCUCUCUCCCUCUCCCCUCCCUCUUACCACUUGUUACAGACGCGUCCACUGUCGCAGCUGAACGAGGCAAUGGACGCCGUUUUGGCCAACAAGGUCCGCUACCGUGUUGUGCUGCUGACCGAUGCUGAGUAG
Molecule: messenger RNA, 837 nt
Organism: Closterium sp. NIES-65
Lineage: Eukaryota; Viridiplantae; Streptophyta; Zygnematophyceae; Desmidiales; Closteriaceae
Source: the annotation of a GenBank genome assembly